Messenger RNA from Ophidiomyces ophidiicola, 879 nucleotides. RefSeq names its product proteasome regulatory particle base subunit rpn10 (gene RPN10). Gene Ontology annotation, biological process: proteasome-mediated ubiquitin-dependent protein catabolic process. The transcript is spliced from 4 exons. The record is from RefSeq and is a predicted model, not a curated record. The coding region runs from base 1 to 879 and encodes 292 amino acids. Gene Ontology annotation, molecular function: polyubiquitin modification-dependent protein binding. Gene Ontology annotation, cellular component: proteasome regulatory particle, base subcomplex; cytosol; nucleus. NCBI's taxonomy places the organism in Eukaryota, Fungi, Ascomycota, Eurotiomycetes, Onygenales, Onygenaceae.
AUGACUCUCGAGGCUACAAUGAUCAUUGUUGACAACAGUGAAAGCAGUAGAAAUGGAGAUUAUCUGCCAACGAGAUUCGAUGCUCAGGCCGAUGCUAUCAACCUUAUCCAUUCGGCAAAAACGCAAGCAAACCCCGAGUCCUCUGUUGGUUUAAUGAGCAUGGGUGGCAACGGUCCAGAGGUUCUAGUUACAUUCACUGUGGAUAUCGGACAAAUAUUAGAAGGUCUUCAUCGGUCAAAGAUUCGGGGAAAUGCCCAUCUAUCUUCGAGCAUACAGGUUGCACAUUUGGCUCUGAAGCACCGAAAAGAGAAAGCCCAGCGACAGCGAAUCAUCGUGUUCAACUGUUCACGUGUUGAGGAAGAUGAGAAAUCUCUCAUUAAGCUUGCACGGAAAAUGAAAAAACAUAACGUCAAUGUAGAUUUUGUUGUUUUUGGCGAUCUGGACUCGGAAACAACGAAGAAGAUAAAAGCCUUCCAUGAUAACGUCAACAGCACCAGCAACAGCUCUCAUAUGGAAAUAAUACAUCCCGGUCCGAACCUGUUAAGUGAUUCGCUCAUUGCCACACCGAUAAUAGGCGGAGAGGCAAUGGGUGGCCGCGAGGGAGAUGAAGGAGGCAACGGGUUCGAAUUCGGUAUUGACCCGUCUGCAGAUCCCGAAUUGGCUUUCGCCUUACGGAUGUCCCUUGAGGAAGAAAAGGCUCGACAGGAAAAAGAGAAGCAAGAGCAAGAAAAGCAAGGAAAGGAAAAUCUCGAGGGUAUUCCAGAAGAAUCGCAGCCUCUUCUUGGCCAAGAGUCAUCCGGUGGUGACAAAAAGGACAAGGGGAAUGAUGGCAACAAAAAGGAUAAGGGGAACGAUGGCGACAAAAUGGACACCUCAUGA